CGAAGCUCUCCCGAAACAGAGUCCUCGUUGGUCAACCAUUACACUAUGUUGGUGUUGCAUAUAUGCAUCCGAUGUGGUCUCGUGGAAAAGCUAAAGAAACUUUUUGAGGAAGUCACUGAUAAGAAGUUGAAUAAACGCAUAAUGAUCCUUCUCUCAGAAAUCUCGUAUAUGCAGUCAUUCCUAGUUCCAGAUCAGCUGAUAAUGUCAAUAGCUCCGUCGUUUGAGCUCAACAAGCAGAUCGAGAAAUACCUUCGAAACCACCAUAAUUCCAACCUCAUUCUUACAGAGCACGUCCACGUGAAGCUAUCGGAACAGGUCUUUAAGGAUUUGCGAUUAAAAAUGCUGUGCGGUGUCGAUGCAACACAAUUGAAAACUCUAGUUUCGGAUACCCAUGUUUUGGCCACCAAAAAUUACUACAAAUGGAAUUGGAGCUUGAUCACUGAGCUGAUGCAAGGCCCAUUGCGAGACUCGCGCAACUUUGAAGAAACCGUGCGUACCACCAAGUUUUACAAGCGACUGAUGUCGUUCUACCGUCCGUUCAAGUACCGUUUUGCUUCGUUGCGCAAGACGAAGUCUAAUUUGGUUUUCGUUAAAGUUGGCUGCGAAAUCUUCAAGAACUUGCUCUCCAACGCUGAGGGAGUCAAAUAUCUGACUGAGAAUAAGAUAUUGCCCCAGAUAGCAGAGUGCCUUGCACAGGUAGACCCGUAUAGUGGAAUCACGGCAGGGGACCCACUUUUCUCCAAAACCAAGCUAGAGACAACGCUCAGUUAUGGCUACUUUUCGUUCCUUGGAGUUCUUUCAGCAGACCCCAACGGACUGCGGAUGUUGGAGCAAUGGUGGUUUUUCGAUAUGCUGUACCAUAUAACUGAUCAGAAAGCACACCGACCAGACCUAGUGAAGAUCAUUAUCAAGGAGAUGAAGUACAAUUCUAACAGUCAUAUGCGGAUUAUCCUCAGCAAGGUGGCGAGUACCUCGAGUCCUUCGUUGCGUUUAUUUUCUGUUCGGCUGCUGGGAAAUCUACUGGAGAAUGAAGAAUGUGAGAGUUUUGCGUGUCGUUUGCUGGUGGGCCAGCUGUGCGAUCCAGAGGAAAAUAUCAGGAAGCUUUCUGUGGAGUUGCUGACUUCUUUCGCCAAAGAUGAGGAAAAAGUGCUGGAAAUUACCAAGUACCGGCCGUCGAUCGGUGUUUUGGAAACACCGAGCGGCAUAAAUCUGAUGCUCAAGAUUCUGGCUACGGGGCCUGGGUUCGAGUAUUUGCAAGAGUACGACUUUGUGGAUGAGGAGAUGGAAGCCUGGAUACAAUCCAAAAACAAGCACUACGUGCAUCACAUAGAGACUUAUCUGGCCCAGAAACUUUUCAAUGAAAAGACUCCCAACGAGCUGCCAUACCACUUUUUUGGCGGACUAGUGAGGACAGCUGAUGGAUUGCGGCUAUUUGAGGUGACUGGAACGUUCGACUCAUUUUCGCGCGUGGUCAACUCGUACGCCAAUUUAAUCGAGACGGGUCAGGAGUCGGAGUUUUACUACAAUACGCCGUGCAGUGAGCAAGAAGAUUAUGUGACAGACCUCAAGUCUGUGCUGUGGGCAAUUGGCCACAUAGGCUCGUCGGACCGUGGUGCGUGUCUUUUAGAUAUGACAGGCGUCGUGAACGAAAUUGUCUCGAUUUGUGUCAAAUCGCAAAAUGCGUCUAUCCGAGGCACAUGUUUUCUGGUUCUGGGGCUGAUUUCCCAAACAGACCUCGGGUCCGAAAUGCUGGACGACGUGGGGUGGUUCACAAAAACUGCCUCGAACGGCUAUCUGGGGUUGUGUCUGCCGAAAAAGCUGGAGAGCCUGGUGGAUCUAGACACGCACGAGGACAUACUUGCGGAUCUGAGCAGAGUCCCAAAUUCCACAACGAUGGAAGAAUUCGAUAGGAUCAUGGACCAGGACUACUUGCCAUUUCACAGUAGAGAGAAGCCAUUAAAAAGAACCGACUCGUCUGGUGGAUUUGGCGGUGCAGCGGGACCCGGCCCCUCCUCCCACACCGCAAACAUCACCAAAGAAUACCAGGUUCUCAAGCAAAUAUACCGAAACCUGCUACUUCUUCCUGUCAACCAGGGAAAAGCUGUGGGGAACCUAAAUCGGCUGAAAUCCGGUAACCCUAGAUUAUUCGAGUCGGAGCCGGUGGUGAUGAAAUUGAUUAUUGAGGUGUUGGAAAAUUACCGGAUAAAGUUCAAUGUGAAGAGGUUCCUUCUGUGUGAGUUGGUUGAUCUCAACAGUCUCAUGGAGGCACUACUGAAGCAUAAUAGACGAAAGCUCAGGGAACAAGGCUUUCUUUCAGGUGGGGUAAGUGGUGAGAACUCCAAAUCUGCACCAAACAUAUCCAUGGCAAGGGGGUCAAGUAAUCGGCAUCCUGUGCUAUAUUGAUAGCUGCACCUGGCAACCCCUCAAAAGUGGUAAAUUUUCUGGCCAAAGCAAGGCCCAAUUCGGCGAGGGUAAUAAUUUAUUAUGGACCCUCUCCAGAGAUUAACCCCACACGUACUUUUUUAUUGCAAGUGCGUGACUCUUGGUACAAUGCAGAUAAGGCCAUUCGUAAGUUCUCACACCAUUGAAGGGGGUGGCACUUAUAAAUACCGAGGAGGAUUUCCGGGCUUUCGUAUACUUUGACACAUAUGUCACAAUUUAACGAGGACGUCGAAAAACAAAUAGCUGACGAUCAGGUUGGAUCGUCCCACUCUCAACCUACUGCAGUCCAUGAGGAAGGCCUUCAGUCUGUGGUCCACUCCGAUGAUGGCAAGUAUCUUUGGUUGGGAGGUCGCAAGUAUCUCAAAAGUGAUCUUGUUAGUGCGUUCGGUGGUACUUUGCAACCGGGAUAUGCUCCUCCAAGCGUUCAUAAAUUCGCCAAUCCAGCGCCUCUGGGUCUGUCCGCUUUUGCACUGACAACGUUUGUUUUGUCGAUGAUAAAUGCCGGGGCCAUGGGUGUCUCCACCCCCAACGUGGUGGUUGGUCUUGCCGCUUUCUACGGAGGUUUAGUUCAGCUGCUGGCAGGAAUGUGGGAGUUGGCCCUGCAGAACACGUUCGGUGCAAUGGCUCUAUCCUCAUAUGGUGGGUUCUGGAUGAGUUACGCUGCUAUAUUUAUCCCCUUCUUUCAUAUUACUGACGCGUACGAGGAUGAAGUGGAACUGAGCAACGCGCUCGGUUUCUACCUACUGGGCUGGACCAUUUUCACUUUUAUGUUGAUGCUUUGCACCAUGAAAUCCACCGUCGCAUUUUUUUCGCUGUUUGCGUUCCUUGACCUCACAUUCCUUUUGCUCGCUGUCGGCCACUUGGCUCCGUCGUCUGGAUGUGUCACUGCGGGAGGUGUGUUUGGAGUGAUCACCGCUUUCAUCGCAUGGUACAACGCCGCAGCCGGUGUGUUUGACGAGGGCAACUCCUACCUGACCAUCAAGCCUAUUUAUCUGCCUAAGUUCGGCAAAAAGUCCAAUUGAGUUGUGUGUAGUAUACAGGUUUUUAGGUAGCGAUGAUGAUUCUAUUUUGGUCGAUCCCCGCGCAAACUUCCCAAAAGGUACUUAAUUUAUCAGAGUGUAGUCCCG
Molecule: messenger RNA, 3569 nt
Organism: Ogataea polymorpha
Lineage: Eukaryota; Fungi; Ascomycota; Pichiomycetes; Pichiales; Pichiaceae
Exons: 1
Coding region: 142-2403 (753 amino acids)
Biological process (GO): TORC2 signaling
Cellular component (GO): TORC2 complex
Source: RefSeq, a predicted model, not a curated record